UCUCAUAACAGCUAAAAACCACUCCAACAGAGCACACUUCACUUAUUCGUUUUCGUCUUUCCUCUUUUUUUUCCAGAGAAGCUGAGAAAGCCCAGCUCGCCCUCAACUCCCCGAUGGGUUUGAUGAAUGUUCUCAAAUUCUCAGCUGCAUGCUUUGAUCUUCUUGGCUGGCCUCUGUUUGCACUGGGUUAUCCUCUAUGUGCUUCAAUUCGGGCAAUUGAGACUAACUCAAUCUCAGACGUUCGGAAGUGGGUGGCGUAUUGGGUUCUAUUUUCCUUGAUUUCACUCUUUGAUCAUACUUUUGCCAAGCUCCUUGAAUGGGUACCAUUCUGGCCUUACAUAAAGCUGAUGGUCAUCUGCUGGAUGGUGAUACCGCAUUUUGAUGGUUCAUAUUAUGUCUAUCAACACCUAGUUCAUCCAUGCUUGUCCAUGGAUCCACAAGUUGUCAUGAAUUGGCUCUUCAAUGAAUCAAAAAAGAAGUUUCAUAGCAGAGAAGACUUUCUUGUUUCAGCAGACCAAUAUAUUAAGGAGAAGGGACCUGAAGCUUUGGAGAAACUACUUGCUAGGAAGUUGAGGAGCACAAAGCUUAAUGUUGAAGUGAAAGAGAUCAAAGCACCUGCAGCACCAGAGAAAAAAGGGGAACAGUGGAAGUGUGAAGAGCCUAAUGUUGCAGAAAAGGAGAUCCAAGUAGUCAAAGUAACAGACAUAAAAAAUGGGGGGGAUGGAGCAAAGAGGUGUGAAGGUGCAAAUGGUGCUAAGAAGGAGAUCAAAGUGACAGAAGUAACACAGAGAACAUUUGGUGAUACAGCACAGUGGGUUAAACAAACAGAGAUAAAUCUUGGUGAAACUAGAAGUAAUACAACCUGUGCUGUGGAGAUAAAAGAAAGGGCAGCAACACUGGUGGCUGCAGAAAUUGAGGCAUGUAGAUACAAUAGAACCCCCGAGAUACCUCUGCAUAAGAAAGUCCAGAAAGAGUGGGCUUGUGCUGUAUGCCAGUUCACAACCCAAAGUGAAGUGACCUUCAAUUCCCACCUUCAAGGGAAGAGACAUCAGGCCACUUCUGAGCAGUUGAGAGCCAAAAACCAGGCAACCAAAACCAAUUGUUCCCCAUCUGCUUCGAAGGCCAAGAAAUCUGAUCAGUCCACCAAAGAGGAGCAACCGAAGUGUCCUUCCAACAAUCUGAAUUCCAAAAACAAUGGAAUCUCAGCUGCUUCAACAGUGAAGAAACCUGACGAGACCAAAGAUGAUGAGCAACAAAAGUGUGCAUCCAGCAAUGGACCAAACCAGAAGAAUAACAAAAAGCAAGAGGAGAAGGUGCUAGUUCUUGAGACCAAUGAGCAAGGCCAUCAGAAUAAUUUUGAUCCACGAUCCCACAUUUAUUUUGGGUCUCACAAGUUUCAAAUUUGCAGAAAAAUGAAAGAUGUUUGAAAGAAAAUUAAAUCA
Molecule: messenger RNA, 1442 nt
Organism: Vitis riparia (riverbank grape)
Lineage: Eukaryota; Viridiplantae; Streptophyta; Magnoliopsida; Vitales; Vitaceae
Exons: 8
Coding region: 114-1427 (437 amino acids)
Source: RefSeq, a predicted model, not a curated record